AUGGAUCGCACACAACAACGCGCCGCAACGCUUCCAAUAACGGCACAUACACACGUGUGCGCUGCCAUCAGAAGCAGAAGAAGCAAAGCUGUCAGAUCAGAUCAGAAGCUCACACUCACAAGAAGGAAGAUGGUUGAGAGAAUAAGCAUGGAGGAGGGUGAUGAUGGGAAAAAGGCCGCAACGGCCAACCAUGGGGACAAGGGAGGUCGCCUUGCGGCAGAGCUGUUGGGCGGCACCGUCGGUGGCAUCUUGCAGGUCCUUGUGGGUCACCCCCUCGACACUGUGAAGGUCCGCAUGCAAAGUAGCAGCUACUAUCGUGGCGUAUGGCACUGCAUGUCAGAGACGGCACAGAAAGAGGGCCUGCGAGGCUUCUACAAGGGCGUUGGUCCGCCCAUCGUCAUGUCCGGUGCGUUGAACGCCGCCCUCUUCGGCACCAACGGCUUUAUGAAGCGUGUGGUGGCGACCGCUUUCGACACCAGACCCGACGCGCUUUCCAUGCCGCAAGUGGUUCUUGCUGCCGUCAUGACUGCUCCCGUCUACUGCACCAUCCUUGCGCCCGUCGAAAUGAUCAAGUGCCGCCUCCAGGUGCAGCGGUUUGGAGCCAAGCGGCAGUACAGCGGUCCUUUUGAUGUUAUUCGUCAGACCAUCGCGCAUGAUGGCAUCAAGGGCAUCUUUGCAGGAUACAGAAUCACCGUCCUCACACUGCACUCGACACCAUGA
Messenger RNA from Salpingoeca rosetta, 720 nucleotides. RefSeq lists its product as uncharacterized. The transcript has 5 exons. Lineage: Eukaryota; Choanoflagellata; Craspedida; Salpingoecidae. Gene Ontology annotation, biological process: mitochondrial L-ornithine transmembrane transport. Gene Ontology annotation, molecular function: L-ornithine transmembrane transporter activity. The record is from RefSeq and is a predicted model, not a curated record. Bases 1 to 720 code for a protein of 239 amino acids.